Apaloderma vittatum (bar-tailed trogon) is the source of this 2049-nucleotide messenger RNA. RefSeq names its product inter-alpha-trypsin inhibitor heavy chain family, member 5 (gene ITIH5). The annotation marks the transcript as partial. The record is from RefSeq and is a predicted model, not a curated record. NCBI's taxonomy places the organism in Eukaryota, Metazoa, Chordata, Aves, Trogoniformes, Trogonidae. The transcript is spliced from 7 exons. Gene Ontology annotation, molecular function: serine-type endopeptidase inhibitor activity. Gene Ontology annotation, biological process: hyaluronan metabolic process.
ACCAAAGAAGCUCUCUUCACAAUUCUCCAGGACCUAAGGCCUGAAGACCACUUCAAUAUCAUUGGCUUUUCCAACCGAAUAAAAGUCUGGCAGCAGGACCAGCUGGUGCCAGUCACUCCAAAUAAUAUAAGAGAUGCCAAAAAGUACAUUCAUAACAUGUCGCCUACUGGAGGGACUAAUAUUAACGGUGCUCUCCAAACUGGUGCAAAGCUGCUAAACGAUUACAUUGCUCAGAACGACAUCGAUGCCAGGAGCGUCUCUCUGAUCAUCUUCCUCACAGACGGGCGUCCCACUGUUGGGGAAACACAGUCAUCCAGAAUUCUCAGCAACACCAAAGACGCCAUCCGUGAUAAAUUCUGCCUCUUCACCAUCGGCAUUGGUAAUGAUGUGGACCACAAGCUUCUGGAGAGGAUGGCGCUGGAGAACUGUGGCAUGACGAGGCAUUUCCAGGAGGAUGAGGAUGCAGCCAGCCACCUCAAAGGGUUCUAUGAUGAAAUAGGAACACCCCUUCUCUCUGACAUCCGUGUUGAUUACCCUGAAGACAACGUGGAGCAAGUCACCCAGAACUUCUUCCCUAACUACUUCAAUGGCUCUGAAAUUAUAAUAGCUGGCAAACUCAUCAAUCGUACCUCAGAUAAGCUCCACGUGGAGGUGACUGCUAGCAACUCCAAGAAGUACAUCCUCCUCAAAACAGAUGUGGCUAUUGACCUGCCAAGAGGUGUCCCUGGCCUGGAAGAUGGCAAAGGUGAUAAAAAUUACAUUGAGAGGGCAUGGAGUUACCUCACCAUCAAGGAGUUGCUUAACUCUCGAUUGAAGAGUGAUGACAGCCAGGAGAAAGACUAUUUGAUGGAGAAAGCCAAGUCAAUGGCUCUGGCUUACAAUUUUGUUACUCCUUUCACUGUUCUGAAGAUGAGAGAGGCUGGACUCCAUUCAGAACCACCUCAAGGGGAGUUUAUUAGCCCUUCUACUGAUGGCAUUGGUGAGAAGUUGCAGAGCUUGCAGGGACACAAAGCACCGCCAGGUAUACACAGACAGCAAGAUAAACAAAGAAUUAAACUAUCCAAAACUUCAGCGGAUGGAGACCCUCAUUUUGUCAUUGAUUUUCCCUCCAGCAAGUUCUCUGUCUGCUUCAAUAUUGAUGGAGAACCAGGGGACAUUCUCCGACUGGUGUCUGAUCAUAAGGAAUCUGGUGUAACUGUGAAUGGGAAAUUAAUCGGAGCUCCUGCACCACCCAACGGCCACAAAAAGCAUCGGACUUACUUCAGCACCAUCACUAUCCUCAGCAAUAAGCCAGAGAGAUCUUAUCUGGAGAUCACACCCAAAAGAAUCAUCCUGGAUGAUGGGGAAAGACUUCUUCUGUCCUGUGAUCGGAGUGCUGUUGUGAGAAGCAACAGCCUCGAGGUGUCCAUCUCUGCCAAUUCCAACAUUACUGUGACGAUACGAGACACAAUCAGCUUUGUCAUCCUCAUCCACCAUUACAAGAAGCCGGCCCCAUAUCAGAGGAAUCACCUGGGUUUCUACAUCUCCAACAGCAAAGGCCUCUCUUCUGACUCCCAUGGGCUACUGGGUCAGUUCUUGAACUAUGAAGUCAAGCUUCUUCAGGAAUCCCUAAAUACAAGUCAUCAGCAGGUUGGUCAGAACCAAACUGAAGCAUUAAAGCCAAACUCUACGAACACCCUGAAAGUGAAGGGCCGGCUCGUUCCUGUUGUGUGGAAGCAGAGGAGGAUCUACAACGGCCAGCAGGAAGUUGACUGCUGGUUUGCCAAAAACAACGCGGACAAACUGAUCGAUGGGAGCUAUAAAGACUAUUUGGCUUCUCAUCCUUUUGACACAGGGACCAACUUUGGGACAGUUAACAGCCUUUAAGGCCGAUCAUAGCAACGCGUUACGGCAGCAUGUGUGACAGCGGUUCCCUUCUGACGGCUCUAGAGCUAGGCAACUUAUGAAUAUUUCUUUACUUCUUGGUGCCAAAGAAACCAAGGCUUUUUGCCCUUGGAAAUUAGCUGUCUCUCUUUCAUGCUAGAUGAACGUUGUUCAUCAAAUUCCUGA